Molecule: messenger RNA, 462 nt
Organism: Humulus lupulus (European hop)
Lineage: Eukaryota; Viridiplantae; Streptophyta; Magnoliopsida; Rosales; Cannabaceae
Product: secreted RxLR effector protein 161-like
Exons: 1
Coding region: 1-462 (153 amino acids)
Source: RefSeq, a predicted model, not a curated record
AUGUUGAGAAAGUGCUUGACAAAGUUUAGUUAUCUCAAAAUCAAAGAGGCAAAUGCACUAUUUGAUUCAAGCCUAAAGCUUGAAAAGAAUAAUGGUAGAAGAGUGACUCAAUUUGAGUAUGCAAGUGCAUUAAAGAGUCUAGUGUACACCGCUCAUUGUACUAGAGCAGAUACUGCAUACGUGGUUAGUAAACACAUUAGGUUUACUAGCAAUCCAAGUAUCGAACACUGGAAGACAACUGAGAGAGUUCUAGGGUACCACAAGAGGACUAAGAAGCUAGACCUCCAAUGUUCAAAGUUUCCUAAGAUAUUUGAGGGAUACUCUGAUGCAAGUUUGAUAUCGAGUGCCAGAGAUAAUCUUUCCACCGUCGGUUGGGUGUUUAUGCUCAAAGGAGGAGCUGUUUCUUGGGGCCCAAAGAAACGAACAUAUAUUACACUCAAUCAUGGAGGAAUGAGUUUAUAG